AUGGGAUACACGCAGAGUAAGGACAGUAUCGAACGAGACUUCGACCGAUUGUAUCAACGCGCCUACAUGGCCGAGGUUCAGCUCAACAAUCUCAAGGCAGCAGCAAGCAGGACAACAGUCGGUGGGGCGAGCUACAGUGUGACACAACUCGUCAAGCUUGCAACGAACCUACUUGAACUUUUGACGAAGCAGCCCGAUCAGCCAUGUGUCAGUGUCAUUCCAGACGCGCUGGCUUGUCUUUCUAUGUGCCACGUCAACGCAAACGAAUGGAAGACACGCCCAAUCGGGAGACCAUCUGGUGACGUUGCUCCGGAUCUCAAAUGGCUUGCCACAGUUUCUGAUGACUUGUCGUGGUUGAAAUGGGCAGAUCAAUGGGAUAUGAUGCCGAUGGACUUGCGCUGGGUCUCGAUAGCAGUCGACGACCGCACCCUCCUGCUUCAUCGACUUCUGUGGGCUCGGGCGCCGGUUGAUCUUCGGUACCUGACUGUUGUCUCGGGCAACAUGGAUUGGCUAUACAUUGGACCUGACAGAUGGAACGCCACUCCUAUGCAACUUCGGAUGCGCGCGAUUGCGUUGGAAGAUCCCACGAUUAUUAGGCCUAGUAUGACGGAAGCGGCGCUCUAUGGUCAUGAGAGGGACAGGAUCUGCAAUACACUUACGACAGGUGCCGAGUCAGGCCUACCGAUCUUGCCCUCUCCCCACGCUCCCGAGGAGGAUCUCGACCUUACUUUGAGGAUCAGCCUGUCUCCUGCUGACAUCGCGACCUGUGCGAAUACGGGAGAGGUAGCUUCCACUACUCAAGCAAUGGCCACCGAUGGUGAAUCAAGAAAAAUUAAACAGACAGGCAAAGUGCCAGCUGAGACACCUGGCCAGAUCAAAGACACUACUAGUGUCCCUCCUUCAAAAGUGGGUAUGGCAAAAACUGUGGCUUCCCCACUUUCGAAGACCGUCCCUUCUCCGAAAGCGGAUGCAGCUGGGCUCGCACCAAGCAAGGCAGUUAGUGGUCCCGCCGGAGGUUCAACAGCCCUCCCGUCGCCGAGCAAGUUAGCAAGUCCUCCACCAAAGGACGGCGAGAAGCCAAGUGACGUGGCAAAAAAGGCUGCCGUAGCGUCUCCUCCAAAGGCAGAAGGAGCAGCAGCUGCAGGGAGUGUAAAUGCCGCUGGUGGAGUCAAGGCAGCGAAGGGCCCACCUCUAGCCAAAAAGGGCCCCGGUCCUCUUGGGGUGAAAGGAGGAGCUCCCUUGCCUCGUCCGGGGGAAACAAAGGAAGAAGCGUCAUCCGAGUCUGCCACUGCCAAGGUUGCUGCGGAUCUUCCUAAGGGGACUCCAGUGGCUUCAAAAAGCGCUGUCCCUGGCAAGGCCGCACCGCUCGGACCGGGGAAAGAGCCCCCCGCACCGGGAGGGAAGACAGCCCCUGGGGCUCCUGUGGGCGGGCCAAAGGCAGAAGUAAAGAAGGUUCCUCCAGUUGGCGGACCAAAGACAGAAGUAAAGAAGGAUCCUCCGGUUGGCGGACCAAAGGCAGAAGUAAAGAAGGUUCCUCCGGUUGGCGGACCAAAGGCAGAAGUAAAGAAGGUUCCUCCGGUUGGCGGACCAAAGGCAGAAGUAAAGAAGGUUCCUCCGGUUGGCGGACCAAAGGCAGAAGUGAAGAAGGUUCCUCCGGUUGGCGGACCAAAGGCAGAAGUGAAGAAGAUUCCUCCUGGCGGGCCUCUAGGCGCACCGAAAGCUGACGGCAGCCCCCAAGCGGCACAGGACGGCGGGACUCUACCGAAGGCCAAGCUCGGGCCACCACCAGGGUUAGGAAAAGUGCUGACUAGUGAAGCUGCUGAGAGUAUAAAAGAAACAGGCCCAGCAAAGAAAAGCGCUUUGCCCGGAAAAGGAGUGCCGCCACUGGGGAAGAAGGGGCCGCCACUGGCUGCAAAGGUAGAAGAGAAAGGUGGAGAUUCACCGCCAGCUGCCGCGAAGGCUUCGUCAAGUUCGGUGGACCAAGCUGCGGAUCAGAACGAAGGAGCGGGAGUAGCAGGUACACCCGUAAAAAAAGGACCGCCUCUCGGGAAAGGUCCGCCACCCAAAAAAGCGCCCUUGGUGGGGAAGAAGGCUCCUACGGCUCCUGAGGCACCAGACGCCAAGGCUGACGACGCGCCAGGAACGGCGGCGAAAAAAGGGCCGCCUAAAGGCCUCCCUCCCAAAGGAAAAGCGCCCCCUAAGGGCAAAGGAUUUCUGUGA
Molecule: messenger RNA, 2220 nt
Organism: Neospora caninum
Lineage: Eukaryota; Apicomplexa; Conoidasida; Eucoccidiorida; Sarcocystidae
Product: salivary proline-rich protein, related
Exons: 10
Coding region: 1-2220 (739 amino acids)
Source: RefSeq, a predicted model, not a curated record